Messenger RNA from Miscanthus lutarioriparius, 246 nucleotides. Lineage: Eukaryota; Viridiplantae; Streptophyta; Magnoliopsida; Poales; Poaceae. The record is from the annotation of a GenBank genome assembly.
AUGGCCUUGGACGCCAGAUCCGUGCCGGCGGUGUCCGUCCCCGACCUCGACGUCGGCAUGGCGACCAGGCGGUCGUCGUGGUCCGAGAACAGCGCCGACGACGGGUCGUCGUCCGCGGCGGCAGCAGCGUCGUCCGUCGAUGUGCCGGUGCUGUGGUGGAGCGACGAGAGGAGGAUGAAGCGGGAGCUGCUGGCGUGGGCCAAGGCCGUUGUAAACAUGGCCAUUAGCGAAUCGAUGCAGCGCUGA